Drechmeria coniospora is the source of this 3933-nucleotide messenger RNA. Its product is annotated as EF hand domain protein. Lineage: Eukaryota; Fungi; Ascomycota; Sordariomycetes; Hypocreales; Ophiocordycipitaceae. The record is from RefSeq and is a predicted model, not a curated record. The transcript is spliced from 5 exons. Gene Ontology annotation, molecular function: protein binding; calcium ion binding. Gene Ontology annotation, biological process: endosomal transport; endocytosis. Gene Ontology annotation, cellular component: plasma membrane; cytoplasm. Bases 1 to 3933 code for a protein of 1310 amino acids.
AUGUCUACGGACACGGGCGCUGAUUCUGCUUCGCUCAAUCUCAACCUGACGCCCGAGGAGAAGCGAGUGUACGGUGACCUCUUCAAGCAAGCUGACCCCGAGAAUCUCCGAGUCGUCACGGGCGAUGCCGCCGUGAGCUUCUUCGACAAGACGAGGCUCGACUCGCGUGUGCUAGGAGAGAUCUGGCAGAUCGCCGACAAGGAGAACCGCGGGUUCCUGACGCCGACCGGCUUUGGCGUCGUCCUGCGCCUCAUCGGCCAUGCCCAAGCCGGCCGUGAACCGAGGGCCGAUUUGGCGCUCAAGCCGGCCCCCCUGCCUCGAUUUGACGGCAUCCACACCGCCGCCGCCCCGGCGGCCUCGACGUCACCCUUGGGGUCGUCGCCUAUACAAGCCCAGGGCACUGGUGGUGCCGUCCGAAUUCCCGCCCUGACCCCGGACAAGGUUGCCCAGUAUUCGGCCCUGUUCGAACGACAGCCUUUGCAGGGCAACAUGCUCGCGGGUGACCAGGCUCGACAAAUCUUUGACAAGUCCGGCUUGCCAAACGAGACGCUCGGCAGGAUAUGGGCCUUGGCUGAUACCGAGCAGCGUGGCGCCCUGGUUCAGCCCGAGUUCAUCAUCGCCAUGCACCUGCUCACCUCGAUGAAGACGGGCGCUCUCCGCACCCUACCCAACGUCCUACCCGCUGGCCUGUACGAAGCCGCGACGCAGCGUGCGUCCGUCUCGGGCCCUCGGCAGUCGCCCAACAGCACCGGCCUUUCCGCCAUCCCUAGGCAGAUGAGCGGCACGGCCCAGGCUCGCACCAACAGUCCCCACGGGCGGGCUUCCCUCUUGGCCCCCCAAACCACCGGACCGGCCGCGGGCGACUGGGCCGUCACGCCGGCCGACAAGGAGCGCUUUGAUCAGAUCUACGCCACCUUGGACAAGACGAAGAAAGGAUACAUCACCGGAGACGAGGCCGUGCCCUUCUUCAGCCAGUCCAACCUGUCCGAGGAGGCACUGGCGCAGAUCUGGGACCUCGCAGAUUUCAACAGCCAAGGCCAGCUCACCUCGGAUGGCUUCGCCGUCGCCAUGUACCUGAUUCGACAGCAGCGUAGCGGGCGAUCGGCCGCGUUGCCCGCCGCUCUGCCGGCCAACCUCAUCCCACCCAGCAUGCGCAACCAGGCGCGUGCGCCGGCCCCGACGUCUGCCUUUGACCCGCCGCCUGCGACGCAGCCUCCUCCGCCUCAGCCGUCAUCGGCCCUCGAUGACUUGUUCGGCCUCGACUCGUCGGCGCCCAACCCGAUGACGGCCGCUCCGGCCCAGGCACCCAUGUCCACGGGAGGUUCCAACGCCAACGACCCGUUCGCGGGAGGCUCGGCUGUCUUGUCGCCGUCAUCUCCCAUCAGGAGCGCAGCCUCCAACUCGGCAUUCAAGCCGUUCGUUCCAUCCUCGUCUUUCGGCAAGGGCCUCUCCGCCCAGCCGACCGGCGAUGGUCCCAAGCAAGCGCAGGCCGAGGAUCUUUUGGACGACCACGACCCCGAGUCGAGCCAGCGGAUAACGGGCGAGACCACCGAGCUCGCAAAUCUUUCGAACCAGAUCGGCUCGCUGUCCAAGGAGAUGCAGGACGUCCAAGGCAAGAGGACCGUCACCCAGAACGAAUUUAAUCAAACAAGCUCGCAGAAAAAGAACUUUGAGCAGAGGCUGGCGCAGCUUCGGACCCUGUACGAAAAGGAGGCCGCCGACGCCCGGGCCCUCGAGGAGCAGCUGCGGAAGUCUCGAGCCGAUACCCAGAGGCUCCAAGGCGAAUGCAUGGCCUUGGAGGGGGAGUACAGGGACGCCCAGGCACAGCACCGGCAAGUGGCCGAGGCAUUGCAGUCGGAUCAGCAGGAGAAUGCCGACCUGAGGGAACGUAUCCGUGUCAUCAAUGGCGAGAUUGCUCAGCUGAAGCCGCAGAUUGAGAAGCUCAAGUCGGAGGCGCGUCAGCAGAAAGGCCUCGUCGCCAUCAACAAGAAGCAGCUGGCGACGACAGAGAAUGAGCGCAACAAGCUCAAGGCGGAGGCAGAGGGCUCGGUCAGGGGGGGCGACGAAGGUUCUCGCCAACUUGACAGUGCUUCGCCGGCCCAUGCAUCGUCGGCUUACAUCGCGAGCCCGACCUUGUCAACAAGCAGCGCCAACAAUCCAUUUUACAAGCGCACGGCGAGUGCGGACGUUGUCGGCCCCUUUCCCCUGCCCACGAGGUCCGUAUCCAACAAGUCCUUUGACGACGUCUUCGGCCCGUCCUUGCCUCCCGGCUCGUCCAACACUCCGCCGCUACCAACAGGCGUGUUCAAGCAGCAGCAUACCGGGAAUUCUGCUACCAGCGUGGGAUCGUACAACACGGCCAACACGGCCACCUCGACCCCGAACAUGAGUCACCAGGGUACGAUAAUAUCCGAGCCACCGGCUCCGCCUGAGUCAAGGCAGAUCAGCUCCAGCUUCCUACCCUUCCCUGACCACACGGAGUCGCUGUCGUCAUCCCGCCAAGUGUCACCUCCUGCGUCUCGCGCCGAAGGGUCGGCUGUGAGCUUGACGCCCAUCCCCUACCUCGGCGACUCCAGCCCGCGUGUGCCUGCCACAAUGGGUGUCCCGACGACGUCCGAGGAUGAAGACGAGAAGGGCAAGGCUGCGAGUCCCGCCACCCCCACCAAUAUUCCCGGGAGUUUCUAUCCUGCCAUCAUGGCCGAGACUGCCCAAAAGGCCUCUCAGGGCGAGACCCUUGCCGUGAAUGAACCUGAACAAUUCAGGAACACCGACCAGGCCAAGGCAAAAACUGAUUUCGACAAUGCUUUUGCCGCCUUCGCAUCCAGCAAAGACUCCAGCGCCGCGGAAGGCUCUAACACACAGGCCACAUUCGACUCGGAGUUUCCGCCAAUCUCGGAACUUGAACGCGAGGAAGAUAGCGAAUCGGAUAGCGAGCAAGGCGGGUUUGAUGAUGAUUUCACAACCGCAUCCCCCCAGCAGAAAUCCGGAGGCAAGAAAUCGAGCAGAAAAGGACGUACGACUGCAGUUACCGACAAGACUGACGGCUUUGCCGCGGCAAAAGUGCCCAUCGCAGACGACCAGCUGGCGGAGCCUGCGACUUCGAGCUUGGAGCAGCCACGGUCCGCGGCUACCAUGACCAAUUCGAAAGCAGCUGAUACGCAGUCGACAGCAUUUGGGAAUGACAUGUUUGGUUCCGCUGCUCCGGCUCCAAUGGCCUCGUCGAAUCCACUGGCGAACGACGUAUUGAGCUCCGCUGCUCCUGCUCCAACGACCUUGAAGCCACUGGCGAACGACAUUUUCAGUUCGCCUGCUCCGGCCCCGACGACAUUGAAGCCACUGGUAAAGGACAUUUUUAACCCUCCUGCUCCUGUUCCAGCCGUUUCAGCUCCUGGACCGAUGAAGCCAGCGGCGAAGGGAGCUUUCGAUGACCUGGAUGAAGACUUUGAUGGCCUGGAGGACGCAAAAGAGGGCUCGGCGGAUGACGACUUUGCGAACAUCUCUCGGGACGACUUCAAUCCCGUCUUCGACAGCAGUCCGCCCACGAGUCAAGCAAAGAGCGAGUCGACUGCCUUUGGAAACGAGAGCAGCUUUGACUUUGUGCCCUCCCAGUCCGUUGCCAGCGGCAGCGGCAUGGCAGGAGAUGGCCCUCAGAAAGGCUCCGACAAUCACGACUGGGAUGCCAUCUUUUCGGGCCUCGACAAGCCAACCACAGCCACCCCACCCGGUUUCAACAGCGAGAAAUCCAAGAGUGAUGGCAAGAAAGACAAAGGCCCUCUUCCAGGUACCGCCCUGGCUGAACCGGGGGAGCACGACGACCCGAUCCUCAAGAAUCUGACGGGCAUGGGCUACUCGCGGAAGGAUGCCGUGGCAGCGUUGGAAAAGUAUGACUAUAAUUUGGAGAGGGCUGCCAACUUCUUAGCUAGCCAGUCAUAG